AACUCAAAAUUGACGUCAUUCCGCCUUAAUCCUCUGACUUUGAAUCUUCCUUUGCCAUAAACCAAAAAGAAAAAUAGUCAAGAUGCCUGACCUGCAAGACUCAAUAUUGAUCGUUGGUGGCGGCACUUUCGGGCUGUCGGCAGCUUACCAUUUCACCCGAGCCGGAUACAAAUCCAUCACGAUUCUCGAAAAGGGAAAGUCAAUCCCUUCAUCCCUUUCGGCAGGCAACGACGUCAACAAAAUUGUCCGUGCAGAAUAUGAAGACCCUUUCUACACCGAGCUGGCCUUGCAAGCCAUGUCGGAAUGGACCGAUAACGAGCUAUUCGCACCGCACUACCACCAGACGGGAUACCUCCUAGCCAACUCAUCAGCGGCGCCGGAAAAGACGAAAAAGACCCUGGCUAAAUCUCUCGAGAGCAUCCGCGUGCAUCCAACCUGGGCUGGCAGGAUUGACCCGAUCAAGAGCAGGGAGGACAUCACUAAAGCUGCGCCGGCGCUUGACGGACCCAUGGAAGGGUGGGAAGGGUACUUCAACCAGUUCGCAGGUUAUGCGCAUUCGGCAAAUGCUCUCAAGGCGAUCUAUGAAUACGUCAAAGCUCAGGGUGUUGAAAUUCACACUGGGGAGGAGGUUGCGAGUCUCACGUACGAAAGGGACAAGUGUAUAGGCGCCCGCACGACUUCCGGGAAAGAUUUUACGGCCGCAACCACGAUCCUCACGGUCGGAGCUUCGCUCGGAAACGUGCUACCGUCUGUCGGUCGUCAAGUUACCGCAAAGGCAUGGAGUGUCCUGCAUAUACAACUAGAGCCGGAGGAAGCAGCACAAUUGAAGGGUAUACCAGUCACAUACGCCCGAGACCUGGGAUUCUUCUUCGAGCCAGAACCUGGCACAGGGAUCCUGAAGCUGUCUCCAAGUGGUGGAGGCUACACCAACUACUCGACGACGACAGGCCUGUCUACGCCGCCAGAGAAGAACGACUUCGUGCCCGAGGCUGAUGUGCGUCGGAUUCGGAGGCUGCUCCAGGAAACGCUUCCGUUCCUGGCUGAUAGGCCUUUUGUAGACCAACAUAUCUGCUGGUGCGCUGAUACAGCGGACUCUGAUUAUAUUAUUGAUGCUGUGCCUGGAAAGAAGGGCCUGUAUCUGGCGACGGGCGACUCGGGUCACGGCUUCAAAAUGCUUCCGGUGGUUGGACAAUGGAUCAAGGACUUGGUAGAGAAGGGGGAGCAGGAUAUUGUGCGGUGGAAGUGGAAGGAAGGCAGCGAUGCUGGUCAGAACGUCAGUUGGCGAGCGGGCGAGGUGGUGGAUUUGAAAGACAUCGAUCACGGAUCAGCGCAGUAACGAACGGCCUUCGAUAAAAAGAAACAAAGUUCCGAAUCCAAAUUGUGACAAAAGUGCU
Messenger RNA from Colletotrichum phormii, 1394 nucleotides. Its product is annotated as FAD dependent oxidoreductase. The record is from RefSeq and is a predicted model, not a curated record. Lineage: Eukaryota; Fungi; Ascomycota; Sordariomycetes; Glomerellales; Glomerellaceae. The transcript has a single exon. The coding region runs from base 83 to 1336 and encodes 417 amino acids. Gene Ontology annotation, molecular function: flavin adenine dinucleotide binding; sarcosine oxidase activity; saccharopine oxidase activity.